Messenger RNA from Melopsittacus undulatus (budgerigar), 1795 nucleotides. It is a transcript of the gene TRMT5, whose product is annotated as tRNA methyltransferase 5. The coding region runs from base 56 to 1555 and encodes 499 amino acids. Gene Ontology annotation, molecular function: tRNA (guanine(37)-N1)-methyltransferase activity. The transcript is spliced from 5 exons. The record is from RefSeq and is a predicted model, not a curated record. NCBI's taxonomy places the organism in Eukaryota, Metazoa, Chordata, Aves, Psittaciformes, Psittaculidae. Gene Ontology annotation, cellular component: mitochondrial matrix; cytoplasm. Gene Ontology annotation, biological process: tRNA N1-guanine methylation; mitochondrial tRNA methylation.
CGUGGCGUCACGGCCGCGGCGAUGACGUGAGGUCGCGCGCGCGGCGGGGCUCGGCAUGAGGACUUUAUGGAGAUUGGGAUACUCUGCCAGACUACUGAAAACUAAUAAUUUUAGGACAGCUGCAGCAAAUACAUCAUUUCCAGCAGUUUGGACACUGCUGGCUCAAUAUUCUGGCAUAAUACCUGGGCUCUUCGUAGUAGUUAGAAAAUACAGAUUUUUUACAAUGCCUGACACUGUGGAGGAUAAAGCUGACCUCAAACUGUAUUCACCGCAUCCUGGAGUGCGUGGGAUGACACAACUCAACAGAGAAGCUUUUAAAAGGACAAUUGUUGUUCCAGUUCUGAAAGUCAAGACAGAAAUUGUAUAUACUUUGUUGAAGUCUCUAAAACACGUGAUACUCCAGCGUCCUGGUCUAAAGCGAGUGGUUGAGGAUCCAGGAGAUGAGAACAGUAGAUUUCUCAUUCUGGAUCCUCAUAAAAUACCAGAAUUCUCAUUGGGAGAAUCAGAGCAAGAGGUAUUAAACCAGCUUAAUGUUCAUCCUGAGGUGUCCAAGUAUAACUUGGAGCUGACUUAUGAGAAUUUCAAGUCAGAGGAGAUACUUAGAGCAGUCCUUCCUGAAGGUCAAGAAGUCACCUCUGGGUUUAGCCGUGUUGGUCACAUAGCUCAUUUGAAUCUUAGAGACCAUCAGCUUCCAUACAGACAUUUGAUUGGCCAAGUUAUAAUUGACAAGAACCCAGGCAUCACCUGUGUAGUAAAUAAAACCAAUAUUAUUGACAGCACAUACAGAAAUUUUCAAAUGGAAGUGCUUGCUGGAGAGAGCAACCUGGUAACCAAGGUCAAGGAAAAUAAUAUAGCAUAUGAAUUGGAUUUCUCUAAAGUCUACUGGAACCCACGUCUCUCCACUGAACACAGCCGUAUCGUUGAGCUUUUGAAGCCUGGUGAUGUCCUUUUUGAUGUCUUUGCUGGGAUUGGACCUUUUGCUAUUCCAGCAGCAAAGAAAAAGUGCCACGUAUUUGCAAAUGAUCUCAAUCCUGAAUCCUACAACUGGCUCCUGCACAACUGCAAACUGAACAAAGUAGAUGACAAAAUUAAAGCGUUCAAUAUGGAUGGCCGGGACUUCCUGCUGGGGCCAGUAAGAGAAGAACUAAGUAAAAAGCUCCCACUUCAGAAAGAAGAAGAAAAAACCUCUUUUCACAUAGUUAUGAAUUUGCCAGCUUUGGCUAUUGAAUUUUUGGAUGCUUUCCGGCAUCUCUUGGUCAGAGAACCAUGUGGCACUGCUGGCCUUCCCAUGGUGCACUGCUAUGGUUUCUCCAAGCACGAGAACCCAGCCAAAGACAUCCAAGAGCGAGCUGAAGCUUCUCUAGGAACCUCCUUGGAUGGGUGCUGUUCAACUUACCUGGUUAGAAAUGUUGCACCCAACAAGGAGAUGCUGUGCAUUAGCUUCCAGAUCCCAGCAGAUGUGCUGUACAAGAGGCCCUGCCCUGACGAAGCAAAACAAGCCUCCAAACGUCUGUGUACCAGGAGUGAGUUUUCUGAAGAGAAGUUUCUGAGCUGAGGACUCGAGUUACAGUAACAACCUCAGUAGUUUAAGAGGUACACUCUGGUUUACUCCUUGAGUUAUUUGAAGCAUACUGCCUGUGUUGCUCAUCUCUGGUGCCAAGGUGCAGAAUACAUGUUGCAACUUUCAUCUGUCAGCCUCACUUCCUGCAGUUACCUUUUCUUGGUUUUCACUGUGGGAUAGGUGAGCAGAUUGAAACUGUUGUUACUACAAAAAAUUAAAACUUUGCUUUUAUGU